AUGACCUUGACGUUCAUUCUCGGUUUCACGGCCGCAGCCAUUGUGCUGCAGGUCGUUCGCAUGUUCGUGAACUCAUGGCAACACUCGCGUAACGCCAAACGUCUAGGUUGUGGCGGCGUGCCACUGUACCCCUGCAAGGAUCCCUUCGGUAUCAACAACCUCAAGCAGUCCCUCGCGGCUGACAAGGAGAACCUCGUCCCUGAACUGGCUGAGAAUCGUAUCAAGGUUAUCAGCGAGCAGGAGGACCGUUACGUCACCACCUUUUCUAUUCGCAACUUGGGCCGCACCCACCUAUUCACCAUCGACCCCAAGAACAUUCAGGCUGUUCUAGCUACCCAGUUCAAGGACUUUGAGCUUGGCUCCGUUCGUCGUGAUAGCAUGCACCCCCUGCUUGGCACUGGUAUCUUCACCGCCGAUGGGGAAGAAUGGACCCGUUCUCGUGGCCUACUGCGACCUCAGUUCACCCGUGAGCAGAUCAGUCAGUUGGAUCUAGAAGAGGAGCAUGUCCAAAAGGCCAUGCAGGCGCUGCCUGUCGCGGCCAAUGGCUGGACCGCCACAACCGACAUCCAAUCCAUCUUCUUCCGUUUGACCAUCGACUCCGCAACUGAGUUCCUCUUCGGUGAAAGUGUCGAGAGUCAACUCGGUGCCCUCCACAACCGCAACAGACCCGAAGACUCCUUCGCCGCAUACUUCGACAAGUCGCAAUGGGUUUGCGCGCAGCGCUCCCGUUUCGAGAAACUCGCCUUCCUCGCCGAAAACAAGGAAACCAAGCACUCCGACAAGCAAGUCCACGCCUUCGUCGACAAGGUCGUCUCAAACGCCCUCGCCGCCUCCGCCGAAAAGAAGCCCGAAGACACCUCCUACGUCUUCCUCGAGGCUCUCCUCCAGGUCACCCGCGAUCCCAUCGAACUCCGCUCCCAACUCCUCAACAUCCUCCUCGCAGGUCGCGACACCACCGCCUCCCUGCUCAGCUGGACAACCCUCAUGCUAGCCCGCAACCCAGAAGUCUUCGCCAAGCUUCGCGAAACAAUCAUCACAACCUUCGGCACCUACUCCAACCCUCAAAACAUCACCUUCGCAGCCCUCAAAUCCUGCCAGUACCUGCAGUACGUCAUGAACGAGGUUCUGCGCCUCUACCCCGUCGUGCCAUUCAACCGUCGCAACGCAACACGCGACACAACCAUUCCCCGUGGUGGAGGUCCUGAUGGUCUUGACCCCGUUUACGUGCGCAAGGGACAGUCCGUCAUCUACACGACGCAUGUGAUGCAGCGUCGCAAGGACCUGUGGGGCCCCGACGCAGACCAGUUCAAGCCUGAUCGCUGGGCGAAUCGUAAGGCUGGCUGGGAAUAUAUUCCCUUCAAUGGUGGGCCGCGUAUCUGUAUUGGACAGCAGUUUGCGCUUACUGAGGCUGGGUAUGUGCUUGUGAGACUGUUGCAGCGCUUCGAUCGUAUCGAGGAUGUUUAUCCUGAUCAGAAGAUUCGGUAUGGUCUUACUUUGACCAGUGCGCCUGCUGAUAAGGUUACUGUGCGGAUGCACCAGGCUGAGGAUGCCUAA
Molecule: messenger RNA, 1554 nt
Organism: Penicillium brevicompactum
Lineage: Eukaryota; Fungi; Ascomycota; Eurotiomycetes; Eurotiales; Aspergillaceae
Product: cytochrome P450
Exons: 2
Coding region: 1-1554 (517 amino acids)
Molecular function (GO): oxidoreductase activity, acting on paired donors, with incorporation or reduction of molecular oxygen, reduced flavin or flavoprotein as one donor, and incorporation of one atom of oxygen; iron ion binding; heme binding
Source: RefSeq, a predicted model, not a curated record